GGUAGGAGAGGGAAGUCAGAGGACAGAAGCACCUGGGGCUCAAACCCCCUCAGAUGCCUAUCCGGAAGCAGGAGCAUGACCUUGGUGUGCUGGUGACCAAGAGCAACGUGGGGCUAGAGGCCAUUUAAUCUUAGUCUUCACUACAGAUAAAGCUGUGUCAGGUGUUGAAGAGAAAGGAUCCAUUGACCUGCAGAGGAAGCAGGGGCCUCGCUGGCUACAUCUACACCAGCUCUGGAAAGAAAAUAGGAACUUGGUAUGUUCCGUGAAUGAAGAAGCACCAUGGUCAGAUUCUUACAGACCCUGCUGUUCCUGGUGAUCACGGUGGAGUUUGUAUCUAGAAGAGUCAAAGCCUGGGGCUCCCCACAGAUUGUGAGGCCAUUCGAAGACAUCCCCAAAUCCUAUGUCUAUGUGCAGCAUGCACUCUGGUAUGCCAUGAAAGAAUAUAACAAGGCCAGCAAUGACCGCUACAACUUCAGGGUGGUGGAUAUCCUAAAAUCUCAGGAGCAGAUCACAGACAGUCUGGAGUAUUAUCUUGAAGUAAACAUUGCCCGAACAAUGUGCAAGAAGAUUGCAGGAGAUAAUGAAAACUGCUUGUUUCAACAGGAUCCUAAAAUGAAAAAGAUGGUGUUUUGCAUUUUUAUUGUUAGCUCCAAACCAUGGAAGUUUGAACUUAAAAUGCUGAAGAAGCAGUGCAAAGAUAUCUAAUCAGCAUUCAGUACACCCUGCCACUCUUACUUUUCUUUUAACUGAAUAAAGAUGCUUGUAAGAUAAUGGACCACC
Mus caroli (Ryukyu mouse) is the source of this 780-nucleotide messenger RNA. RefSeq names its product cystatin-13. Lineage: Eukaryota; Metazoa; Chordata; Mammalia; Rodentia; Muridae. Gene Ontology annotation, molecular function: cysteine-type endopeptidase inhibitor activity. The record is from RefSeq and is a predicted model, not a curated record.